This is a messenger RNA of Octopus sinensis (East Asian common octopus), 588 nucleotides long. RefSeq lists its product as uncharacterized. Gene Ontology annotation, molecular function: nucleic acid binding. The transcript has a single exon. Lineage: Eukaryota; Metazoa; Mollusca; Cephalopoda; Octopoda; Octopodidae. The record is from RefSeq and is a predicted model, not a curated record. The coding region runs from base 1 to 588 and encodes 195 amino acids.
AUGCCCGUUUUCGACGUCGAAUUGUUACUGGAGAAGGAAAAUGGAUCUAAUUUCAAAAUCCUUAUAGGAGAGAUCUCUGACUUGUCUUCCGCCAGGCUUCAGUACCUUACCAAAAAGAAAGGAUGGUUUGAACUGAAGGCGGAAUUUCGAGGAUGCAUUGCACUUCGAUUUGUCCCAGAUAUUCAUGCAGUAAACGCUUAUAUUUGGACUCAACAGCAGCAGCAAGUAUACGAUGCUUUGAAAGCCUGCUACUUAAGACUAGUCAAUGGAAGAUGCGCACUCUUACAACAUGAGAAUGUUCCAGCAGACACUGCCAAUGUGACCAAGUGCAAACUUCUAGAAUUUAAGAAGUUGGAAGUGAUGCCUCAACCUAUCUAUAGCCCAGUCCUUGCACCAUUAGAUUAUUAUUUUUGUCGAGCCAUGGCACAUUUCCUGCACGGACAGGGAUUCAUCAGUGUGAAUGAGGUUGGAAACGGGUGUCAGAAGAUUUUUCCUCAAAAUACAGCCAAAUGGAAUAAAUGUGGAAUUGGGCUUCUGGUAGAACGAUGGCAAAAGACGAUAGAAAUAUGGUGUGAUAUAAUUUGGUGA